Microtus oregoni (creeping vole) is the source of this 947-nucleotide messenger RNA. RefSeq names its product nucleolar protein 12 (gene Nol12). The record is from RefSeq and is a predicted model, not a curated record. The coding region runs from base 60 to 692 and encodes 210 amino acids. The transcript is spliced from 6 exons. Gene Ontology annotation, cellular component: nucleolus. NCBI's taxonomy places the organism in Eukaryota, Metazoa, Chordata, Mammalia, Rodentia, Cricetidae. Gene Ontology annotation, molecular function: RNA binding.
UGCUACACACGGAAGUGUUUUAGGCUAGCGGCAGCCAGGCUGCCGGAAGCUUCGCUAUAAUGGGCCGCAACAAGAAGAAGAAGCGAGAUGGAGAUGACCGGCGGCCCCGGCUCGUCCUCAGCUUUGAUGAAGAGAAGCGGCGGGAGUACCUGACAGGCUUCCACAAGCGAAAGGUGGAGCGGAAGAAGGCGGCCAUUGAGGAGAUAAAGCAGAGGCUGAAGCAGGAGCAGAAAAAGCUCCGGGAAGAGCGCCACCAGGAAUACCUGAAGAUGCUGGCAGAAAGAGAGGAGGCUCUAGAGGAGGCAGAUGAGCUGGAGCGGCUAGUGACAGCAAAGACGGAGUCGGUGCAGUAUGACCACCCCAACCACACAGUCACCGUGACCACCAUCAGUGACCUGGACCUCUCCGGGGCCCGGCUGCUAGGUCUGCCCCUGCCUGAGCAAGGGGACCAGGAGGAGGCGCCAUCCACGGAGAAGCCAACUAAAGCCUUGCCCAAGAAGUCCAAAGAUCCCCUGCUAUCCCAGCGCAUCUCCUCCCUCACAGCUACGCUGCAUGCGCACGGCCGGAAAAAGGUCAAAAGGAAACACCCUCGGCGGGCCCAGGACUCCACCAAGAAACCUCCUAGUGCCACUCGUACCAGCAAGACCCAGCGCCGCAGGAUGACUGGAAAAGCCAGGCACAGCGGGGAGUGAGCGCUCGAGAAGCCUGCGGGUCCCCAGCCGAAGUCCCUGGCUGUCCCUGUAAGCCAGCUGUGUUGAGGAGGAACUACAGCCUAAGCCUGGAAAGCAGGACUUCUCCAGCCUGGGGCUGUCCCUGCUUGGGGACCAUCCCGGGGUUGAGCCCAGAAGGAAUGGACUUCCUAGAGCCCAGGUCCUGGAGCCUGCAGAGCACUGUCCGGGCCUCCUCACCAAUGUACAUCACCUGGGCCUCAGCAGUCCUUGAAACUC